AUGGCAUCCACCGAGACCUCUACGGCCCGGGUUUCCGGGCAAACUGACUUUAUCUUGAUCAAAGGAGCGACCAUAAUCACCGUCAAUGAUGAGGAGGACAUCCUCGAAGAUUGCGAUAUUCUCAUCCAAGGAGACCGCAUCGCCGCCCUGGGCAAGAAUCUCUCUCAGCCAGAGGGGUUAACUGGGGAAGUAAUUGAUGGCACAGACUCCAUUGUCAUCCCAGGCUUUGUCGAUGGUCACCAUCACAUGUGGCAGCAGAUGCUCCGUGGCGUCGCUACCGAUUGGUCUUUGCUCGACUACAUGAUCAGCAUGCGGAGUGUGUACGGCAGUCUCUUCACGCCUGAGGAUGUCUACCUGUCUACCUAUGUCGGUGCGCUGAGCCUGCUGAACAAUGGCAUCACUUCUGUGCUGGAUCACUGUCAUAUCAUCAAUUCUCCGGAUCACGCAGACGCGGCUGUAAAGGCGCUCAAAGACGCCGGUAUCCGUGGGACAUUUUGUUACGGAUUUUACGCGAACCCGCCCGUUGAUGAUUCUGGAGCUUCAUCUACGACACCCGAAUUCUCACACUCAGAGCGACUCGCCGACGCUGCGAGGAUUCGAGAGAAGUACUUUGGCGAUAACCAUCCGGGGCGUCAGCUUCUGACAUUUGGAGUCGCUCCUAAUGAAGUUGAAGUGCAGGAUUUUGACGACACAGCCCGCGAGAUUGCCGAAGCCCGUGGCCUUGGAGCCCGCAUCGUCACCAUGCAUGUCGCCCACGGCCCCAUGGAUCUUCUUCACAAAGAGACAGUGCAGAAGCUCGCUGAUGCCGGUGCACUGAAGUCUGAUCUCGUCUUUGCACACGGUGCUUCAUUCACCGACAGCGAGCUACGCGAGAUCUGCACCUCAGGAGCUGGUGUUGUGAGCACCCCCGACACCGAGCUGCAGAUGGGCAUGGGGUUCCCUGUGGCCUUUAGAGCUCGGGACGGAGGUUGCCGAGCCGGGUUGGGUAUUGACAUCACUUCAAACCAGGGAAACGACUUCAUUGCGCAGAUGAGACUCGCUUUGCAGACACAGCGUGCUGUGGAGAAUGAGAAGCGCGUACCUGUCACUGUGUCGCGCAAAACAUCAGAGGUUCUGCGAAUGGCUACUAUUGGUGGAGCUGAAGUGAUGAGGAUUGACGACUUGGUCGGGAGCCUUGUGGUCGGGAUGAAAGCAGAUGUGGUCAUGAUUAAAUGUAAUGACAUUGAGAGUAGCCCUGUCUCGAGUGCUACAGGGGCCGUGGUCUUCAAUGCUUCAGUGGGGCAUAUCGAUACUGUUAUCGUGGAUGGCCAAGUGAAGAAGCGGAAUGGAAAGCUUGUGGCAGAUUGGGAGCCAUUGAGGGAUGAAAUGCGACGUCGUGCAACGGCCAUCAAGACCAAGGCGGCGGGACAUGACUUGGAGGCCGCACGAGAGCGUUGGAUGGGCCCUGUCAAGCUGUGA
Fusarium vanettenii 77-13-4 is the source of this 1458-nucleotide messenger RNA. RefSeq lists its product as uncharacterized. The record is from RefSeq and is a predicted model, not a curated record. Bases 1 to 1458 code for a protein of 485 amino acids. Gene Ontology annotation, molecular function: hydrolase activity, acting on carbon-nitrogen (but not peptide) bonds. The transcript has a single exon. NCBI's taxonomy places the organism in Eukaryota, Fungi, Ascomycota, Sordariomycetes, Hypocreales, Nectriaceae.